Molecule: messenger RNA, 1413 nt
Organism: Oreochromis aureus
Lineage: Eukaryota; Metazoa; Chordata; Actinopteri; Cichliformes; Cichlidae
Product: zinc finger and SCAN domain-containing protein 21-like
Exons: 3
Coding region: 291-1202 (303 amino acids)
Biological process (GO): regulation of transcription by RNA polymerase II
Molecular function (GO): RNA polymerase II cis-regulatory region sequence-specific DNA binding; DNA-binding transcription factor activity
Source: RefSeq, a predicted model, not a curated record
CUUAUCAGGAACGCUUCAAACCCAUGAAGGGGACGCUGCCGCUUUAUUGCUAUCGCGCUGUUUAUUAAACCGUUUUAACACCUGACCCGGUUUACAGCAGGGAAAGCUUCACACAAAGAUGCUCGGCGGACGCACUGGCUGCCAUUUUUAAUCUACCUGCAGGAAUCAUUGUAAAGGGAAACGAUUACCUGCAUGAGUGUUAAUAUUUUAAACAGUUCGCGAUUGCAGUUUGAGCAGCUGUUGAGACUGCGCAUGCUUCACGGGAUCACAUUAAACUCAAGUCCUUAAAGAUGGCCAAAAUUGAGCGCCUUAAUGCUCGAGUGGAAAAGCUCCUGUCUAAAGUUGUGCAGGAAAUUCUGGAUGUGGUGAAAGAAACUGUGUCCGAGUAUCAGGAGAAAACUGCCAGAACCCAGAGAGAGAAUCAGAGUCUGAAGAGGAGACUGCAGGAGCUGCAAGACAGAAUAAACCUGGAGAGCAAUGGAUUGGUGCCAGAAAUGUUUGCAUCCAUCCCGGCAGAGGUGAAAAAGAAAGAAGAGGUGGUCAUCCCUGCUGAUAAAGACACUGAGUUAUUAGGUGCUUCCUGCCUUUCCCCUGACCGUGCAACAGAAAGCCUGGGAAAUCUGAAAACAAAGACACAUGAUGGACAGUCAGCCUCACUAUUAAACCACGAAAAACCCAUCAUUGCACCUCUGCAUGCUGAAAAUGACCAGAAAACGAAAGUAGAGCCUGCGUCAGAUAACGAUGGCUUGCGUAUUGUGAAUUAUUUUUAUAGCAAUCCAUCAACGAGCACUGCAGGACUCGGAGGCGAGUGUGCAGUUUUCUACAUUGAUUCAGAACACGGCGUACAGGAGCCAGCAAGACACAUCAGUGCAAACGAUGCUGGAGAAGAAAACCAAACCAACACAGAAGUGGGCUGCACAUCCUCAGCAGAGAAACUGCAGAGAAACGUCCGAAAACACUACAGCUGCUCCCUCUGCGGUCGCACCUUCAGGCACGCGGGUGACUAUAAGAAACACAACCGGGUGCACACAGGGGAGAGGCCGUACUGUUGCUCGGUGUGCGGCAAGCGCUUCAGCCAGUCGGGGUACCUCACAGUACACCUGCGCUACCACACAGGAGAGAAGCCGUUUGCCUGCAGCCAGUGCGGGAAAAGCUUCAGUCACUCGAGUAACUUAAAGAAGCACCAGCAGACUCAUCUGUGAAGGCUGGGAGUUUUUGGAGGUCAGCUAAAAACACAGAAAAAGGUUAAUGUGCCUUCUUCACAGAAUAGACAGCCUCUUAGGGAGCACUUGUGUUUUCCUGAGCUGCUGUUGUUGGUCACAUUUUGUUUGUUCCAUUACUAGAUUGUGAAGCGUGGAGUCUGUAGUGUGUUUCUGUAUUGUGAUCUCCAAAUAAAAUAAUUAGCUGAUCAAA